This is a messenger RNA of Tetranychus urticae (two-spotted spider mite), 1667 nucleotides long. It is a transcript of the gene Dhod, whose product is annotated as dihydroorotate dehydrogenase 2. Gene Ontology annotation, biological process: 'de novo' pyrimidine nucleobase biosynthetic process; pyrimidine ribonucleotide biosynthetic process. Gene Ontology annotation, cellular component: mitochondrial inner membrane; cytoplasm. NCBI's taxonomy places the organism in Eukaryota, Metazoa, Arthropoda, Arachnida, Trombidiformes, Tetranychidae. Gene Ontology annotation, molecular function: dihydroorotate dehydrogenase activity. The record is from RefSeq and is a predicted model, not a curated record.
CACAAAACAAUUCCGAUAUUCUUAAUGUCAAUUUCCAUUUUCACCCGUUGAUACAUCUUUUCGUUUCAACUUGCAAAUUGGCAUAAAACUUGCUUCCUCAGCAUAUUUCAAAGAAUCAGAACAGCCAAUAGCGAAAAUUGGCUCCAAAAUCAAUUUUUUUAAAUAUAACAGCUGGUUUGUGAAAACAUCAACAAUAGAAACCAAAAAUCUAUAAUUGUUUUUUCAUCUUCAUCAUUACGGAUCGAGGAAGAGGAUAACAUCAAAAUGACAUGUAAACCACAAUUGAUGAGUAAAUUUUUAUCAGGACUAACUAUUGCCCUUGGCGGUGGUGCAGGUUUUGUGGCAAUUAAUUUAUACAAGGGAAAUGAAAAAUUUUACAACUCCUUUGUUAUGCCUGUUCUACAUGCAACGUUUGAUGGUGAAUCUGCUCAUCGUCUUGCAAUCAAUAUGGCCAAAUACUCGUUAUUACCAGAUUUUUAUUCAAAAAUGAAAGAUUACAAAAACCUGAAAUCAUCGCUUUGGACCUUGGAAUUCAAUCAUCCUAUCGGGUUGGCUGCAGGUUUUGAUAAAGACGGUGAAGCUGUCCCAGGUCUUUCCAAACUAGGAUUCAGUUUCAUUGAAGUCGGAUCGGUGACACCAAAUCCACAAUCGGGGAAUGAAAAACCAAGAGUUUUUCGUUUGAAAAACGAUGAAGCUAUUAUCAAUAGAUAUGGAUUCAACAGUGCUGGUCAUGAGGCCGUGCGAGAAAAUUUGACCAAAAGUCUUUCAAAUUUGAAACCAACCGUGGUCGGCCUAAAUUUAGGCAAAAAUAAAGCAUCUGUUGACUCUGUCGAUGAUUAUGUUGCUGGAUUGGAGGCUUUUGGAAAUAGUAAAUUUAUUGAUUACUUUGUUAUUAAUAUCUCAAGCCCUAAUACCCCUGGAUUAAGGAAUAUUCAACUCAAAAAUCAUCUUGAGCCAUUUUUGGAUAAAAUCUUACAAACAAAAGCAAAACUUAAAAUAACCAAACCUUUGCUGCUCAAAAUCUCACCAGAUUUAAGUGAGAAAGAGAAAGAAGACAUUGCUGAGUUGGUAAUCAAAUCUCGUCCAAAUGGACUCAAAAUAGAUGGUCUAGUUGUAACCAAUACAACAGUCUCUAGACCUGAUUUAAAAUCUCCGGAAGCUAGUGAGACCGGUGGACUAAGCGGUCAACCAUUGAAAAAUUUGUCAACUCAAAUGAUCCGAGAUAUGCAUUUUUUAACAAAAGGUUCAAUUCCAAUUAUUGGAGCCGGUGGUGUUUCAGAUGGUAAGGAUGCCUAUGAAAAACUUCGAGCUGGUGCAUCUUUAAUCCAGCUUUAUACGGCCUUAACUUACCGAGGACCUUCCUUAGUAUCUACUAUUGUCGAUGAACUAUCUCAUCUUAUCAGUGAAGACGGAUUUUCGUCUAUUGAAGAAAUCAUUGGUAUUGAUGCUGAAAAAGCUACCAAAUAAACUUUAAUCAAGAUAUCUUGGCAUUUGACAAUAACUUUUUACUUUAUUUUAAUAACCUGUACAAAUACUGUGUAGUCCUGCGAUGCUGCAAUUUUUUAUAUAGAAUAUGAAGCCGUUAACAAAAUGUUACAAAAUAUAAAUAUUUCCUCCUUGUAUACUAUUAAAUUCAAAUAAAGUAGCUUUAAAGUUUCUUUUCAUUC